CUUUAAUUCAAUACAUCCGGUACAUACAUCUUUGAAUUUCUGUAUUUCUCCAAAUAAUAUAUAAAAACCUCAAACAUAAUACAUUUACUGCCACAUUCAAUGACAAAACAACAGCAAAUAAAUCUCUGUGAAAUAAUCAAAGGAGACAUACAGUAUAAUGAAAAAUUCCCCUUUUAAGUGUGUGUGCUCAUAGAUUGUUCAUCUAAAGUGCUAUCAAACCAGCAACUAUGAAAUAGGACAACCCAUUCUGAGGGGAAAUACACACUGAGAGAUUGGCAGUUUUGAAAUAGUUUUCAUACAUAAAACAAAAAACAAAUAAAAACAAUGCGUGUUGAGUCAGGGAGAGUGAAAUCUCAGAAAACUGCGAGUGAGUGCCAUUCGCGAGCCGUAAAGUGCUAUCAAAACGGUUCAGUACUUCAGGUGUUCCUGAGUUCAUGAGGUCCUAACCACCUUUCUCACACUGUGUCAUAGGGGUGCAAUGCUUUAUUAAAAAGCAGUGUUUAUGAAUGAAUACCUACUUAAUCACUGUGUUUGACCAGUCAAAAAUGUAAUUAAGACAACUGGAUAACAAUGUACUCGUCCAGUCUAUUCGUAUACUAUUUUCUAACCUCAGUAACUGUUAGAAAAUAUAAUCCGAACUAUUGAUUUUGAUCUGUUGUUUAACAUAUGAACAUUGAGGGGCAGCAGCCUGUAGUCAGAUGUCGGAAAUAUAGUCAUCGAAGAAGAAGAGAGUGACGUACUUCCGGUAGCUCAGCCACCAGGUCAUGUUGGUGUUCUCACAGAAGAAUAGAAUCAGACUUCAACUGACAGUCUUGAGGACAGCCAACGUGGGAACACUGCGACAUUAAAGCAGCGAGUUAUUCUUUAAACAUUGUUCAAGUAAGAAAAGAGCAAAUACAUUUUCUAGGUCGAGCUGCCCUGAGAAGAUACCGCUAUGGCCAAGGUACAAGUGUUAAACGUUGCUGUGCUGGACAACCCGAGCCCGUUUGGAAAUCCCUUUCAGUUUGAAAUAACGUUUGAAUGCAUGGAGGAUUUGCCGGAAGAUCUGGAGUGGAAGAUCAUCUAUGUGGGUUCAGCUGAGAGCGAGGAAUACGACCAGAUUCUGGACUCUGUUCUAGUUGGCCCGGUACCGGCUGGCAGACACAUGUUUGUGUUUCAGGCUGAUGCUCCUAACACAGGACUGAUUCCAGAGAGUGACGCUGUAGGAGUGACUGUAGUCCUUAUAACCUGCACCUACCGUGGACAGGAGUUCAUCCGCAUUGGUUACUAUGUCAACAAUGAAUACACAGACCCUGAACUACGGGAAAACCCACCCCUCAAACCAGACUACACUCAGCUCCUGAGGAAUAUUUUGGCUUCCAACCCCCGCGUCACCCGCUUCCAUAUCAACUGGGAGGGCUCGGCAGACAAGAUGGAGGACUGCGAAAAUGUCGACCCGUCCCCCAACAUCAGCGGCAUGCUCCCGCCGUCCUGUAUACCGGGAAAGAUGCCACCUCUUGGACUGAUGCCGGACAACUCCAUGGACUGCUUGUAAAAUAAAUCAUCAGAUUAAGAUAAUGGACAAGAGGUUGUUCUUAUCCGUACACUCAUCCACAUUGCAAACACACAUUUGGACAAGAAGGCCAUGGAUGUAUCAAGGACAUUAUUUUUAUACAGCAUACGCAAACGGGAUGUAUCUGGCAUUGUUACAAACUGAUUUUGUCUCCUGUGCUCUCUUUUGCCACAUACAGGCCUGCAAAACCAGCUUUGCCUUAUUUUAAUAUAUCUCUGUCUUAGACAAUGUCAAAGCUGAGCCAGAUAAAGUUUUCAUCAGGGUGGGGCGAUUUUUAAGACGGCCGUAUCCUCACAGCCCUGAGAUGUGCAAGUCAUACACAUCCACUAAUGGUCACCUGUUUGGCACCCAUACUGUGCUGUUCAUUGGGUCUUCUUGAGCACGGAUCAAAGAUAUGAGCAGUGCUCUGUAUGUAGCACUUGCUGUUUAUAGUAAAGCAUUUAAUUGUUGUGAAAGUGUGUCAUGUAAACGUGUAGCAUCCGGAGUAGGAGUGCCAGUGGACAUGUGUCUUGGGUUUGAAAUGUGGGUCAUGUUCAGGGCCCUGUUGCAAGAACUGGCUGUAUUUACUGUUUGCUAGAUAGCAGAGUACAACCUUGUGUUUGCAAGUUUUAAACUUGAGUUAUCCAGAUAACCGGGCCCCAGUUCAGUUAUUGUUAAAUUGACAUAAAAUGUAUGUCUCUCAUGAUGCACGAAACAUGGAGGAAAAGGAGAUGAAGAUUCUGGAUUGCAGUCAAGUUAAGAUGAUUUAGGCUCUCUGUAAAUAAUGUUUUCUCAGUGCUUAUAUUGUCUUCAAGAUGAGAAGGCACAUUUUCUUUUUGUACUUACUAUAUAUUCUCUGCCUCUAGUAUUUGUAACAAUGGGGGUUGUGAUGGGCUUAAUAAUAAAGUUUGUUUUGUGGA
Messenger RNA from Pseudoliparis swirei, 2451 nucleotides. RefSeq names its product anti-silencing function 1Bb histone chaperone (gene asf1bb). Gene Ontology annotation, molecular function: histone binding. The coding region runs from base 935 to 1534 and encodes 199 amino acids. Lineage: Eukaryota; Metazoa; Chordata; Actinopteri; Perciformes; Liparidae. The record is from RefSeq and is a predicted model, not a curated record. The transcript is spliced from 4 exons. Gene Ontology annotation, biological process: DNA replication-dependent chromatin assembly. Gene Ontology annotation, cellular component: nucleus.